AUGAAUGAGUUUAGUUCAGGAGACGAGCCCGAAGACAACAAUGGAAACCCUUACGCCUACCACCCCAAACCACCACCUCCGCAGAGCUGUUCGGCGGGCUGCUGGCAUUCCGCCCACCCAGACGACAUGGUGGUGGAGUAUGAAGCCCACGCCGCUGCGGACGUUGGUGAAAGCAUGGCCUUAAGCCCUCUGUGUGUCGAAGACGUUGAUCACCAAAAGCCUCCACGUGAUUUCUCUGGUCCCGCACACGCCGUAGUCACCGGGGAGCCCAGGUACCCGCGGAGCAGCUGUCACUCCCGACAGUCCCCUCGGGGCCAGAGGGAUGAGCCAUCGCCGCCUUGUGCGCGGAACCCCAAAGAGGGCGAUUGGAGCUGUGCAGACUGCCCGGGUGCCUGGGAGCUAAACCAGACCUUUGACAGGAGAGUGGAUAACGCUCACUGCACCUUUGCGAAACACCACGCCGUGGGAAAGAGCCAGUCUUUGCACGCCUCUGGGAGCCUGCAACCAACUGGCAUGAGAAGUGGAAAUACAUCUCUAUCCUGUUCCGUUCGCCCGGCUUCCCAUUCUGAGAAGACACACGUGACAGAGACGAGCUGUGAUAGAGGCGUCUUUCAAUGCCCUGCGGCCACAGCCUCGGAGGCCCAGGGGGCAGCGUUCACAGCGUUUCCUGAGGUGCUGAUGCAGACGGAUGCCUUUGUUCCAGAUGUUGGAAAUGCCUGUCCGUAUUCUUCAGGGAAGGUCACCAGCGAGUACACAGAUGGGCCACAGCAAAGGCUAGCUGGAGAAAAGGAGAUCCACGCUCUGGCACCAGUUUCCGAUGGCAUGGACGUUCCCAGCGGGUCUGCAGUAAAGGAGUUCUUUUGUUUAUCUAGCGAUGAACCGCACAGUGAGACACAUUCGGCGAGCUCACAUGGGCCAAAGGAAAUGGGCCAAAAUCUAGGAGAAACAGUGUCGGAUUGUCUUAUCGAUGACGAGUGCCCUGGCCUGGUGCCAGCUUUUGACAACAGCACAGCCCCAGUGCUGCGUCCUGAACCCAGUGUCACCGGGGCCGAACACACACAGAUGGCCCCCCAUGAAGAGGACCUGGAAAUCCGAAAUCAUACCAUAGAGCUGGUCCCAAGUAGCCCCCCUGGACAUUCGCUUGAACUGACUUGGGAUGAAAAUGACAUGGUCAUCAGUGCAAAUGACGCCAUUUGCAUGUCCACGCCAGUCCCCAAACCCCUGAAUGCAACCUUUUUUGUCUCCCCCGUCGAGGCGACGGAGAAAUGUAGUAACCUGGAGAAGAGUCACCUAGAGCUUUCUAAACCGAACCUAGGAAAGCCAACAACCAAAGCCAAUACCCCGAUAGGCAGCAAAGUCAGAAAGAACAAAAUCAUCAGUUACCCAAGACCUAACUUCAAGAACGUCAAAGCAAAAGUGAUGUCGAGACCUGCAGCGCAGGCCCACGACCCCGCUUUGUCCAAGGUCACACCCAGACCUCAGCUGACCAGUGCCUGCUCAUCCCCCUCGUCGGGCUCUUCCUCGAGACAGUUGACCGCGCUGAGCAAAACCCGGAGAUCCGACCUGAACGCAGACACGAAAGCAGAAACCCCAAUUAGCAAGACGCAGAAGCAGCAAUUGAAUAAACUCAUCACGAGCCAGGCCGAGCAUGUUGCAACGCAUUCUAAAAACGCUUCCCACAAGGUUUCAAGAACAACACCUGCCCUGAAAUCGAAUCGGGAAGAUGUUGACAAGGCAAGUUCUUCCCAUUCGGCGUGCGAGCCUGGGUCCGUGGCUUCGUUCCUCCAGAAGUGCAGGGGCCUGUUCUCGGUGACAAUGGAAAGCCCCGAGUGCUUGGAAAUGACGUAUGUGCCCAACAUCCAUAGGACUGGCCCUGAAGAGAAGGGAGAACAGGAAAAUGGGACCCUUCUGGAAAAACAAGACCUCAAGAAGGACGUUUUGAAUGAGACCUUUGACUAUGGGUCUCUGUUUUUGGGUUCUGCUUCAAAAACUGCAGCCCCCGCAGGUAGGAAUGCACCCAAGCCCGACGCCUCCAGUUUGCGGAUAACACCGGGUCCGAAAGCCAAAGCGGGCCCUUCUGCUUCCUGCUUGAGGUGUACCAGCAACAGCAGAACGCUCAGUUCCGACCGGACCUUAUCUUUGCAGAGGAUCAGGCGUGCAGCCAGUUCUGGAAAACCUACAUCUCUGAAAAGCGCACCGCCGUCUUGGGUGAAUUUGCCUCGGCCGCUUCCGAAGUCCAACGGGUCCUUGAAGAGCUCGGUGCUCCGGCGGACGGGGAGCCCCGCCUCCAUCGCCAGCACCCACAGUGAUCUGAACGCCUACAGCAGCAAUUUUGAAAACGGCAGACAGAAGACUCCCAGAAGUUUAUGUAUCCAAACUCAGACGUCUCCAGAUGUGCUCUCCUCUGAGAAAACACUUGAGUUGGCUCAGUAUAAAACAAAAUCAGAGAGCCAGAGUCGGUUUAUCCUGCACCUUAAGCAGCUUGUCUCCUGCGGGAAUGCCAAGUUUGAAGCAUUAACAGUUGUGAUUCAGCACCUACUGUCUGAGCGGGAGGAAGCUCUGAAACAGCACAAAACCCUGUCGCAAGAACUCGUGAGCCUCCGGGGAGAGCUGGUCACUGCUUCGACCACCUGUGAGAAAUUAGAAAAAGCCAGGAAUGAGUUGCAAGCAGCUUAUGAAGGAUUUGUCCAGAAGCUGAACCAGCAGCACCAGACGGAUCUAACCGAGCUAGAGAAUCGGCUCAAAGAGUUCUACACCGAGGAGUGUGAGAAGCUCCAGGGCAUUUACAUCGAAGAAGCAGAGAAGUACAAAACUCAGCUGCAAGAGCAGUUUGACAACUUAAGUGCUGCCCACGAAACCUCGAAGUUGGAAAUUGAAGCUAGCCACUCCGACGAAGUAGAAUUACUAAAGAAGGCCUAUGAAACCUCCCUUUCAGAAAUCAAGAAAAGCCAUGAAUUAGAAAAGAAAUCACUCGAGGAUUUGCUUUCUGAGAAGCAGGAAUCCCUAGAGAAACAAAUCACUGAUCUGAAGAGUGAAAAUGAGGCUUUAAAUGAAAAGCUGAAAUCAGAAGAACAAAAAAGACUCUCAAGAGAGAAAGCGAAUUCAAAAAACCCGCAGAUCAUGUACCUGGAGCAGGAGCUGGAGAGCCUGAAGGCCGUGCUGGAGAUCAAGAACGAGAAGCUGCACCAGCAGGACGUGAAGCUGAUGAAAAUGGAGAAACUGGAGGACAACAACACAGCGCUGGUCGACAAGCUGAAGCGAUGUCAGCAGGAGAACGAGGAGUUAAAAGCUCGGAUAGACAAGCACAUUGCAAUUUCAAGGCAACUGUCCAACGAGCAGGCCACGCUGCAGGAGUGGCUGGAGAAGGAGUCGAAAGUCAACAAGCGCCUGUCCAUGGAGAACGAGGAGCUGCUGUGGAAGCUGCACAACGGGGACCUGUGCGGCUCCGACAGGUCCCCCACGUCCCCCGCCAUCCCCUUCCAGUCGCCGCGGAAUUCCGGCUCCUUCCCCAGCCCCAGCGUGUCGCCCAGAUGACGCUUCGGCCCGCGGGAGACUGUCUGAGAGCACUGUCACAGGUCCGCAGGGCUGACCCUCGCCACGGCCGAGGGGUCCAGAAGCCACGUGGGCCGACGUGUCAUCACCGCCCUAGAACUGGAACGGCUCGGCCCCCUGCCUCGGCUCCUCGGGGAGCCCGGAGCUCAGGAGGAACACGUGGCUCUCUGGCCAAGAGACUCCUCCCCAAAGGAUUUCGGAAGCGAUCUGCACGGACAUUUGCACAAAGCACUUAAAGAACAUUGCCUUUCUCACGUACGCAUAAGGGGAAAAACUCUCAGGGGCCUCUUAAGAUAAAGAUUUAUAUAACCUUUAUAAUGUUCUUCGCCACAGGCACCUUCUUGUGAUUUUUAUUUGGGGGAUGCGUGAAUAAAAGGGAUGUCGCGAG
This is a messenger RNA of Eptesicus fuscus (big brown bat), 3940 nucleotides long. RefSeq names its product microtubule associated scaffold protein 1 (gene MTUS1). Gene Ontology annotation, molecular function: microtubule binding. The coding region runs from base 1 to 3534 and encodes 1177 amino acids. Lineage: Eukaryota; Metazoa; Chordata; Mammalia; Chiroptera; Vespertilionidae. The transcript is spliced from 12 exons. Gene Ontology annotation, cellular component: cytoplasm; nucleus. The record is from RefSeq and is a predicted model, not a curated record.